Molecule: messenger RNA, 832 nt
Organism: Physella acuta
Lineage: Eukaryota; Metazoa; Mollusca; Gastropoda; Physidae
Source: RefSeq, a predicted model, not a curated record
UUUCUCACCCUCAUCAACCAGUGCCAACUACAACCACAUCCCUACCACCAGUUUCUCACCCUCAUCAACCAGUGCCAACUACAACCACAUCACUACCACCAGUUUCUCACCCUCAUCAACCAGUGCCAACUACAACCACAUCCAUACCACCAGUUUCUCACCCUCAUCAACCAGUGCCAACUACAACCACAUCCAUACCACCAGUUUCUCACCCUCAUCAACCAGUGCCAACUACAACCACAUCACUACCACCAGUUUCUCACCCUCAUCAACCAGUGCCAACUACAACCACAUCCAUACCACCAGUUUCUCACCCUCAUCAACCAGUGCCAACUACAACCACAUCCAUACCACCAGUUUCUCACCCUCAUCAACCAGUGCCAACUACAACCACACCCCUACCACCAGUUUCUCACCCUCAUCAACCAGUGCCAACUACAACCACAUCACUACCACCAGUUCCUCACCCUCAUCAACCAGUGCCAACUACAACCACAUCACUACCACCAGUUCCUCACCCACAUCAACCAAUGCCAACUACAACCACAUCACUACCACCAGUUCCUCACCCUCAUCAACCAGUCCCAACUACAACCAUAUCCCUACCACCAGUUCCUCACCCUCAUCAACCAGUGCCAACUACAACCACAUCCAUACCACCAGUUUCUCAUCCUCAUCAACCAGUGCCAACUACAACCACAUCCAUACCACCAGUUUCUCACCCUCAUCAACCAGUCCCAACUACAACCACACCACUUCCACCAGUUUCUCACCCUCAUCAACCAAUUGGAAGGUAGUAAAUGUUACAGUUAACAUUAAGUGCUGGUUUUAA